This is a messenger RNA of Scheffersomyces stipitis CBS 6054, 447 nucleotides long. RefSeq lists its product as uncharacterized. The transcript has a single exon. The record is from RefSeq and is a predicted model, not a curated record. Lineage: Eukaryota; Fungi; Ascomycota; Pichiomycetes; Serinales; Debaryomycetaceae. The coding region runs from base 1 to 447 and encodes 148 amino acids.
AUGUGGAACAAGUUUGGUUCAGAACAAUUGGGAGAAAGUUCGGGUAUUGUGGGUUUAGGAAGUGCAUUCAAAGCAUCUGAUACUCAAAAGAAAUAUGCAAGUCGAUUUCUUGUUGUCAACGAAAAUAUGGAUAUAGUUUCAGUUGGCGGAACUGGUGCGGCAAUGCUACUUGGAGUCAAGCCAAACAAAAAGUCGGGAGAAAAUUGCAAAACAGUUACAUCUACUCAGGAAAUCAUUGACGAUAUCACAACUGUAUUGUAUAUUCCUGGUCAGACAAAUAUGGUCGCUUUUUGUAUUACAUUGACAGGAAAAGAUGGUUUGUUUGGAUACAACAACUGGUAUGGCCAAGUGAAGUUCUUUCCAAUGAAGGAUUCAGGUACGGCAAGCUACGCCCAAGUACCAUGCAAAAGUUAUAUAAAUAAGGGUGAUUGGUUUUGGAAUGACUGA